CGACCAGCCUUCUACCAGACGGGAUGCAUGUUUAUGAUCUGCGGCAUCCGCCUGAUUAUGGGAGGAUACCGGAUCCUGAAGAUAUUUUUGGGAGUUUGGAGGUUGAUCCGGAUGGGGGGUUUACGGGUGGUGAUGGUGGGUAUCAGGAGAGUGGGACGUAUAGAUUGUGUACCAGGGAUGGGAUUUGUGUGUUGAGUGGGUUUCUGAGGGAGAGGUUGGUUGAGGCUUUGAGGGCGGAGGAGGCGAAGGGGCGGUGA
Molecule: messenger RNA, 257 nt
Organism: Cyphellophora attinorum
Lineage: Eukaryota; Fungi; Ascomycota; Eurotiomycetes; Chaetothyriales; Cyphellophoraceae
Exons: 1
Source: RefSeq, a predicted model, not a curated record